Molecule: messenger RNA, 1681 nt
Organism: Cuscuta epithymum
Lineage: Eukaryota; Viridiplantae; Streptophyta; Magnoliopsida; Solanales; Convolvulaceae
Source: the annotation of a GenBank genome assembly
AUCCUACCUUGCGGUUUCUGUACCGUUUGCCCAUCCCCGUCUUUUCAAACUUUUUUGUGGAACAACAAAUCACAAAUAGGGCAAAACUGCCUCAUGCUUGAAGCCCUAGCUACGCUGUACCCUGAGACACCGUGAACGCACCAUUUUUCCGCCCCGAUAUACUCUGUCAUUGAAUCCUAAGCCGUUUUAUAUAGCCUUGAAUAAAUGGCGGAGGACGAGCCCAACACAAAUACCGGGGAAGAGGAGGUGGAGAACCGUAGGCAGAAGCACAAGGGAAAGCACGACAAACCAAAACCGUGGGAUGACCCCAGCAUUGACCACUGGAAGGUUGAGAAGUUCGACCCUUCAUGGAAUGAAAGCGGCUUGCUUGAAGUAAGCUCAUUCUCGACUCUAUUCCCUCAGUACAGAGAAAAGUACUUGCAAGAAUGCUGGCCAGUUGUCAGAGGUGCACUCAAAGAGUAUGGUAUAUCAUGUGAGCUUAAUUUGGUUGAAGGAUCCAUGACAGUUUCUACAACUAUGAAAACAAGGGAUCCAUAUAUUAUAGUGAAAGCUCGAGAUCUUAUUAAACUUUUGUCAAGAAGUGUUCCCGCACCCCAGGCAAUUAAAAUUUUGAAUGAUGAGAUGCAAUGUGACAUAAUCAAGAUCGGAAACUUGAUCCGCAACAAGGAACGGUUUGUUAAGCGGAGGCAACAUCUUUUGGGUGCCAAUUCUUCUACGUUGAAGGCCUUGGAAAUUGUGACAGGAUGCUAUAUUCUUGUCCAGGGAAACACUGUUGCUGCAAUGGGUUCAUUUAAGGGGUUAAAACAAGUGCGGAGGAUUGUAGAGGACUGCAUACAUAACAAAAUGCAUCCAUUGUUCCAUAUUAAGAUCCUCAUGAUGAAGAGAGAACUGGCCAAAGAUCCAUCACUGGCAAAUGAAAAUUGGGACAGGUUUCUUCCAAAGUUCAAGAAGAAGAACGUUAAACAAAAGAAAACUAAGACUAAAGAGAAGAAAUCUUAUACACCAUUCCCUCCACCACAGCCACCUAGUAAGGUUGAUUUACAAAUAGAAAGCGGUGAGUACUUCCUGAGUGAAGACAAGAAAUCUUCAAAGAAAUGGAGAGAAAGGCAGGAGAAGCAAGCUGAAAAGAUUUCUGAAAAUAAGAGAAAACGGGAUGCAUCUUUUAUACCGCCUGAGGAACCAACGAAACAGGAUGCUGCUCAUGUUACUAGUAAUGAUGAUAAUGAUGUGACUGCAAUAACCGUGUCUGUGAAGAAAAAGGCAAAGGAGUUUGCACAGCAAAGAUCAAUGGAGAAGAUUGAUGCAGAACAGUUUAUUGCAGUUCCUGCAGGGAAGUCUAAAAAGAAGUCUAAGAGCACUUAGCGUCAAUUUGUGGAUUAUAGCGCAGUUGUUUAUUAAAUCCAAUAGCACUUAGCAUCCCUGAUACUUUGUUGCUACUUCAGUUGUAAUGGGUGUUAAUCAUCUGCAUCUUUACAUCUGGAUCUUAUAAUACAUAAUGCGGUCCUUAAAAAGAGCAUGAGUGAUAUUUGUCUUAAACCAUUUCUACAUAGAAUUGUUGAAAAUAAACUGAAUACAGAAAUACAUAAUGUACCAUAUACCAUAGUUAUUAUGGGUUGCCUAGUCAUCCCGAAGAUGGCAGAGAUGCGCUAGGCUGAGUUAACUUGCCUGAAGUCUCCUAGGC